CCCGCUCCCUCGCUGAUAACAUGAUUAUAGGCUAUCAUUGUGUGCGUGUGUGACUUGUAGACCCGGUAGCUUCAUUCGCUCAUUGAUCGGCGGUCACUCGACGCGGAAAGUUUCACGGAAAAGUGCAGCAAAAAUGGCAGAAACAUCUACUCCGGGCAACAAGAGGGUAUUAUCCAUCCAGAGCCAUGUGGUGCACGGCUAUGUGGGAAACAAAGUGGCCACCUAUCCAUUGCAGUUGCUCGGUUUUGAUGUGGACCCACUGAACUCGGUCCAGUUCUCCAAUCAUACGGGCUAUAAGACCUUCAAGGGUCCAGUUUCCAACGAAAAGGAAUUGGCCACCAUUUUCGAAGGUCUGGAGGAGAACGAUCUACUCCCUUUGUACUCGCACCUCUUGACCGGUUACAUCGGUAACCCACUGUUUCUCCGUCAAGUAGGCCAAAUUGUGAAGAAGCUGCGACAGGCUAAUCCUAAUCUAGUUUAUGUCUGUGAUCCCGUAAUGGGUGACAAUGGGGAGCUAUACGUGCCCAAGGAACUGCUUCCCGUGUAUCGGGACGAAAUCAUUCCCCUGGCGGAUAUCCUCACCCCAAAUCAAUACGAAGUAGAACUGCUUACCGAGAAGGAAGUUCGCAGCGAGCAGGCUGUUUGGGAGGCAAUGGAGUGGUUCCAUAAGCGAGGUAUAAAAACAGUGGUCAUCUCCAGCAGUGAUCUUGGCCAGCCUGGCGUUCUCCGGGCUUUCUUAAGCCAACAGAAUGGUCCCCGCCUGGCCAUCGAUAUUCCAAAGCAGGGUGGCAAGGAUCUGGUCUUCACCGGCACCGGUGAUCUUUUCGCCUCCCUGUUCUUGGCUCACAGUCAUGGCAGCAAGGAUAUUGCCAAUGUCUUUGAGAAAACCAUUGCCAGCUUGCAGGCUGUGAUCAAACGUACAGUGGCUGCCCUGCCAAACGGAGGAAAUGGCCCCGUGAAAGCAGCCGAACGAGAACUGAAACUGGUGCAGUCCAAGUCGGAGAUCGAACAGCCCCAUGUGCUCCUCAAGGCGCAACGACUUAACUAGACAGUGAAAACCAAUAUGAACUUGGAGAAACGCUUACCUUAAAAAUACAUAUAUGCUCUUUGUACUUGUUCACGGACAAUAACCUUUUGAUACUUUAUGAUCGGCAUUUGUAUGCAUUGUUAUAACGAUAUAUGAACAUUUUCAAUCAACAGAGUGACAAAUUAAGUACCCAAACAUACAUUGAUAAACCGCAGAGAUCAAAUACAAACUUAUGCUCAUACGGACAAGCUUUGAUACCUUAAGUUAAACUUUUAUAUGCAUUAUGAUACCUAUUAACUACAAAAAUAUAUAUUUAUAUGACUAUAGUAAAA
Messenger RNA from Drosophila eugracilis, 1359 nucleotides. RefSeq names its product pyridoxal kinase. Gene Ontology annotation, molecular function: pyridoxal kinase activity. NCBI's taxonomy places the organism in Eukaryota, Metazoa, Arthropoda, Insecta, Diptera, Drosophilidae. The coding region runs from base 134 to 1048 and encodes 304 amino acids. Gene Ontology annotation, biological process: pyridoxal 5'-phosphate salvage. Gene Ontology annotation, cellular component: cytosol. The transcript is spliced from 3 exons. The record is from RefSeq and is a predicted model, not a curated record.